Sinocyclocheilus grahami is the source of this 2936-nucleotide messenger RNA. It is a transcript of the gene lgi1a, whose product is annotated as leucine-rich, glioma inactivated 1a. Gene Ontology annotation, biological process: myelination. Lineage: Eukaryota; Metazoa; Chordata; Actinopteri; Cypriniformes; Cyprinidae. Bases 437 to 2053 code for a protein of 538 amino acids. Gene Ontology annotation, molecular function: protein binding. The transcript is spliced from 8 exons. The record is from RefSeq and is a predicted model, not a curated record.
AAUUAUUAAAUAAAAGACUUUCGCCAGUAAUCAGAAGCCUGUCACUGGUUCAGUGUGCCCAGCUCUGAGGAAAGUAACAGGACCCAUGUGACUCUGGGCGCGUGCUGCUUCAGCAGCCAUGAAAAAACAUUUGAUGUCACGGACACAUUUUAAUAGGCAAUGCAAUUGAAGGUACACAGUGAAGAAACGAAAAUCGGAAAAUUGUGUAAAUCCGUCGCAUCUGACCCAUUUGAGACAAGUGUAUCGGCUAAGCCCCGCCCACUCUCACACUGUGCUUCUCUGCGCUGAAUGCAUUUCUAUGGAUUCUACCUGCUCGUGCGGUUCACACAGAUCUGGACAACAAUAGCCAUACAUUAUCAUUUGGUUGAUUUGUUUCCGGUAUGAGCUCGUGGCUCGCGGCAGCGCACUCGUCGGGACUGUAUCGCUGAAGCUGAAGAUGGGUCUCAGGAGGACCGUGUUCUUCUGCUGCUUGUUCUCGCUGAUGCUGGCUCUGCACGGCAGCCGCAGGAGACACGCGCGCUGCCCCGCUUCAUGCACCUGCAGCAAAGAUAACGCCCUGUGUGCCAGCACCGGAUCAAUACCGAGGAGCUUCCCACCUGAUGUCAUCUCACUAUCAUUCGUCAAGUCCGGCUUUAAUGAAAUCCCUAAAGAGAGUUUCAUUCACACGCCAGCCCUCCAUCUUCUACUUUUCACAGCAAACAACUUUGAUUCUAUAAAUGAAGAUGCGUUUCUUGGUCUUCCUCAUCUGGAGUAUCUUUUCAUUGAAAAUAACCAAAUCAAGUCCAUAUCGCCGUUCGCCUUCAGAGGACUCAAGUCCUUAAUACAUUUAAGUUUGGCGUACAAUAAUUUGGAGACACUACCGAAAGAUCUUUUCAAAGGGAUGGAAGCUUUGACUAAAGUGGAUCUGAGAGGUAAUCUUUUCAGCUGUGACUGUAAGCUAAAGUGGUUAGUCGACUGGAUGUUUCAUACAAAUGCAACUGUGGAUCAGAUCUUCUGCAAUGGCCCUGAAGCUUACCAGGGCAAGAAGAUCAAUGACCUUGUGGCGCAGUCAUUUGAUUGCAUAACAACAGAUUUUUCGUUGUUGAAGUCUCUAGACUUUCAGUCCAUUUCAGUCGAGGCUUUUGGGUUUGGUGGUGACCAGUUUGUCGUGUUCGGCCAGCCUUUCGUAGGCAGGUGCAGUUUCAUGGAAUGGGAUCACGUCCAAAUGGAGUUCAGGAACUUUGAUAAUAUCACAAGCACUUCCACUGUCAUCUGCAAACCUCUAGUCAUUGAUAGUCAACUCUUCAUUAUAGUAGCCCAACUGUUCGGCGGCUCGCACAUCUUCAAGCGAGAUGUCUCCGCAAACAAAUUCAUCAAAAUCCAAGACAUCGACAUUCUGAAAGUCCGAAAACCAAAUGAUGUGGAAAUCUUCCACGUCGACGAAGAGUCUUUCUUCAUCAUAGCCGACAGCUCCAAAGCCGGCUCGACAACUAUUUAUAAAUGGAACGGCAACGGCUUCUACUCCCAUCAGUCUUUGCACCCCUGGCACCGCGACACGGAUGUGGAGUAUCUAGAGAUUUCUGGGAAGCCUCAUCUGAUCUUGUCCAGCAGCUCUCAGAGGCCGGUCAUUUACCAGUGGAGCAAGAGCACUAAGCAGUUCGAACGGCGUACGGAUAUCCCAGAGAUGGAGGACGUGUACGCGGUCAAACACUUCACCGUGAAGAGCGAGCUCUACAUAUGCCUGACCCGCUUCAUCGGCGACUCCAAGGUGAUGAAAUGGGACGGUAGCAUGUUCACUGAGAUCCAGACCAUGGCCUCUCGUGGCUCCAUGGUCUUCCAGCCGUUCUCGAUAGCCGACUGGCAGUACGCCAUCCUAGGCAGCGACUACGCCUUUACUCGGGUCUAUCGCUGGGAUGCAAAGAAAAGACAGUUCAUUCAAUUCCAGGAACUGAACAUUCAAGCACCCAGGGCUUUUUCUCUGGUGUUUAUUGAGAACAGGGAGUUCCUUCUUGGCUCUAGUUUUAAGGGGCAAACACGUAUAUAUGAACACCUGGUCCUUGACUUGAGUAGCUGAUCUGCUUAAUUGGGACAUUUGAGGACACUGAUAAAUGAGUGUCUCAAUGGAUCCUGCGAAGAACCUGUCCAAAGCACGUCCAGGUCAUGUUUAACUCUAAAAUCCAAAGAAAGAAAAAAAAAUGUUUGUUUAAAGUAAAUGAAGCCUGUUUUAGGACUCAGUUCUCUAUAGUGUUAACUUUUUUUUUUUUGUACUGUAAUACAGUAAUAAUUGCUUAGUGUUCAGGUGAAAUAUUGUCACCAUGCCUAAACCGUGUAACGAUCCUAAAUAGGCUUCAUCUUCUUUAUGCAAAUCACCAUUUUUUUUUCUCCUUCUGAUUUUGGAGUGAAAUAUGACGAAAGUUUUCGUCAGAUUUACCCGCCUCUUCUCAGCAUGAAGACUCUUUGCAUGAUGGUGCCGUUAAUUAGGUACCGCCAUUGAAAUUAUCCAAGGUUUUUUUUUUUACAUGAUCUUCUCAUUCAUUUCUGUGUUUUUACUCUGUGACUGCUGUACUUUCAUUGAAAUACGUGCUAUUCUAUUUAUUAAUGUUUAUCUCAAAUGAAACUGACAACUUGUUUACUGCUUUCUCAACUUGUAAACAGUGUAUUUUUGCGUGGCAGCUGGGUGACAUAUUUGAUAUGGACAGUUUGACCCUGAGUAGUGUGUAGUGUUACCGUUGUUUUUUAGCAUUUGCCUGUUUGUUUGAAUCCUAUUAACCACUAACAGUACAACCAAUGUCAGUACUUUCUUCAACAAGAUGAAAAUAUGUGUAAAGAGAUGAAGAGAUUCUAUCACGACAUGAUGAAACUGUGAUGUUGUUCUACUGGAUACGUUUAUGCAUGCAGUUUCAUGCCUACAUUUUGGAGACACUGAUACUAACUUUAAAUAAAGACUUUCCAGAAUG